This is a messenger RNA of Seriola dumerili (greater amberjack), 4963 nucleotides long. RefSeq lists its product as uncharacterized. Gene Ontology annotation, molecular function: hydrolase activity, hydrolyzing O-glycosyl compounds. Lineage: Eukaryota; Metazoa; Chordata; Actinopteri; Carangiformes; Carangidae. The coding region runs from base 255 to 2336 and encodes 693 amino acids. Gene Ontology annotation, biological process: skeletal muscle fiber development; carbohydrate metabolic process. The record is from RefSeq and is a predicted model, not a curated record. The transcript has 6 exons.
GCUAUUGCUACUUACAAACCGCAAGAAAACUGCCCGGUCACCCUUCAAGCUUGGGACAAAUCAGACCACAUUCAGAAAUGGAGACGUUGCUAAAGAUCAGCAGGUAGACAUUAGGUUUUUUUUUCACCCCCACUGCUGCCAGUGUGAAGAUAAAUUCCAGACAUUUUCACCAACACCGACAGCAAGUUCACUGCAGCUGUCUCACCUCCUCUAAGCCUGUUUCUGUGCACACCUCACUGCCUCAAGUCUUCAGUAUGUAUCAGAUUGUCCCGGUGGCUCCUGGGGAGCAGCAGAUGGCUGGGGGAGCUGGAGCCUCUCCGCUAAAGAAGAAACUGGCUAACGAAGGCCGACCCCUGGUGAUGGCAGGAAUGUUAGGCUGUGUGUUGGUGCUAGCUGCUGUGGUUGCCUGGUGCUACUACUCAGCGUCUCUCCGUAAAGCUGAGCUGCUGAAGACAGAGUUGUUAGACCUUGACAAGGACGGUUUUAUCAUUCGUAACCAGGCGGGGGCUGUCAUCUUCACUAUGACCUUCAGGUCUGGCACUCUGGAUCUGGACUCAUGCUCAAAGGAUGGAAGUAUUCUGAGCUGCACUCAGUCAGAUUCUGGCAAGCUCAACUUCUUUAUCCAGACGGUUCGACCAAAGGACACAGUAAUGUGUUACCGUGUUCGCUGGGAGGAGCUGCAAAAUGAGCGCUUGGUGGAGCACGCCAUGGCGUACAAUGAUUCCCAUUGGUAUGGAGGGGCAGAAACAGCAACACAGUACUGGCCUAUUAGGAUCCAGGGAGAGGAAGAACCAUUGCCUUUCAUCACCAGUGACAUCUACUCCAAUCGGAAUGCUUUUGGGGGAAUUCUCGAACGCUAUUGGCUGUCGUCGAAUGCAACUGCGAUCAAGAUAAAUGACUCGGUACCAUUUCAUUUGGGCUGGUCAGAGAAGGACAGAACACUCAGGUUUCAGGCCCGGUACCAGGACUCUCCCUUCAGACCACCAGAUGGACAGCAGGCCUUACCUGAACUCAGCUAUAGAGUGUGUGUUGGGUCAGAUGUUACAUCUAUUCAUAAAUACAUGGUGCGUCGGUAUUUCCCAAAGCCUAUCAAGGUCCCGUCUACUGAAGUUUUCAAACAUCCAGUGUGGUCCACAUGGGCUCUCCACAAAACAUCUGUAACUCAGGAGAAGCUGCUGCGCUAUGCCUCUGACAUCACCAAACAUGGCUUCACAUGCUCCCAUCUGGAGCUGGACGACCGCUACACUGCCGACUAUGGAGAGUUUGACUUUGACCCGCAGAAGUUCCCCAAUGCCAGUGGGAUGUUUGACAAACUCAGAGAGGACAAGUUUCAGGUGUCGCUCUGGACACAUCCUUUUAUCAACUAUGACUCCAUCAAUUUUGGAGUUGCUGUGGAAAAGGGGCUGUUUGUUCGGGAGCCGAGCGGUGAGCUGCCUGCUCUGGUUCGCUGGUGGAACGGCAUCGGAGGAAUCUUGGAUUUUACAAACCCAGAAGCCCGUGAGUGGUACUCCUCGCAUCUGCGCAUGCUGACAGCCCGCUAUGAUGUGACCUCCUUUAAGUUUGAUGCAGGAGAGACAAGCUACCUCCCCCACCAGUUUAGCACCCUGGUCCCACUUUCUGACCCCUCCACCUUCACCCGCCGCUACACAGAGAUGGCCGUACCCUUCAGUGAGCGUGCUGAGCUGAGGGUGGGUUAUCAGAGUCAGAACAUCUCCUGCUUCUUCAGGAUCAUCGACAGAGAUUCAGUAUGGGGUUAUGAGCUCGGCCUCAAGUCCAUCAUCCCAACUGUUCUGACGAUUAGCAUUCUAGGCUACCAGUUUGUCUUACCUGAUAUGAUAGGAGGAAACGCAUACCCCAACCGCACCACAGGUGGCCUAGAUGGCAAAAAUGGUCUGCCAGACAGAGAGCUGUAUAUCCGAUGGUUGGAGCUGUCAGCGUUUAUGCCCGCCAUGCAGUUCUCUAUACCACCGUGGGCCUAUGACGAUGAGGUGGUACAGAUAGCACAGAAGUUCACAGGGCUUCAUGAGACACUGGUGGCCCCAAGGGUUCUCGAACUGGCAGGUGAGGUUCUUGAUACAGGAGACCCAAUCGUAAGGCCCCUUUGGUGGAUCGCCAAUGAUGACGAGGCGGCCUAUAAGAUCGACUCCCAGUUCCUGAUCGGGGAUGACCUGAUGGUGGCUCCAGUGUUAGAGCCAGGAAAGCAGGAGAGGGACAUCUACCUGCCUGCAGGACGAUGGAGAAGCUACAAGGGGGAACAUUUUGAUAAAGGCCCCAUUUACCUCACUGACUACCCCGUGGACCUAGAUGAGGUAGCUUUCUUUACUUGGGUUCAUUGAAGACUUUAAAGAGUUAAAGACGCAUAAACUCUCACACGAACACACACACAUACAGUAUGCACAUAUACAUUCUUGUGAGCACACAUGCCAAGAAAUAGAUGCAGAUAUUUGUUUUUCAAAGGGAAAUUACCACUAGGGAUCUGUUGCCCCAGCAGAAUGUGAUUUUGGUAAAGAUUAACGUAACGUUUACUCUGACCUGCUCUUUGUCUGGACUUCUGCCUGCAGAUUACAACCGUCCACCCAAAGAAUUAGAAAGAAACUUGUAUUCACCUCUGAUUCUCUUGGUCCAUCCUUAAUCUGAUCCUCAUCCUCAUGUGCCUUCCACAGCCAAUAGUAAAACCGAUCUCAGAUUGUAUCACCACCGCAGUCUUCCACCUAAUGGACAUAUAGAUAUAACAUUUUUGUUCAAAGUCUGAGUCCUAUAGCUAGACUGGUUUUGGUUUUAGGGUGAUAGUCGGUUUUAUUUCCUUCUGUGUGAACGGCAUUUCAGGGCAGAUGGAAUAACUGUGCGAUAAGGUAACUGAUGUGUUUCUUUGUUGUGGUUUGACAGGGUUGGAGACUGAACCGAUAAUAAAUAUGCACUCUGAGUUGGGGGCAUGUCUAACCUUAUGUCACCAUGACAACUGCUGUAUUGUGAUUUUACGUUCUCAACUGCCUGUUUAAGCUAACGUGCAUCAAUAAUUAAUGCUUUAAUUAAGCAACCGUGACAACAUAUGACUCAUUUGUUAGUCUCUUGAGCUUUAUAUUUAUUCGGUUUUAGUAACACUAUGGAUUUGCUUUCUUUUGAUUCAUGGGUGUUAUUCAAGUGUAUAUACAGUAAAUUAAUGUGAUUGGGUUUAAAUUAGGGGAUACUUGUCAUCAGACAUGUGAUCAACAGACUGACUGUGAAUAUUUUUAUGUCAGCAUUCCCUGACCUGUAGUGCCAUUCUGUCAUUUCAGUGCCAAAAUCUAGUGAUUUAUGUUUUUUCAGCUUUCAUCUAAAUUCACAGCUCAGGGCAGAUUUAAAAGAAAACAUGUUAUGUUGAAAUUAAUUUUGUUGAUCCACAGCAAGAAAUAGAUUUAUUAUAAAACUGCUGCUGGUUUGCCUUGUAAAGUAAGAAUAGUUCUCAAAGAUGCCGUAUUUUAAUGUGCUGUCCUUGUUUGCCUUGUGACUUUAAUUUGCCUUAUCAGCUGAACUAAGGCCAACUAAACUAAAGCCAGCCUUAGCACAGAGAACCUGUGGGGUAAUAAAACACCCACUUCUGCACACAGUGAUAUGCUUGAUACUCUGCACCUUUACGUUUUUAACUACUGACAUUGCAAAGUACUUGAGGAAAUUUAUUCUAAAAUGAGAUAUCUGCCAUCUGAAUAAUCUGUUUGUCUCUUACACAGUGAUUGCUGGCAUGAGAGUAAAGCACAACACUGGUUAAGUCAUCUAAAUGCCUUGCUUGAAAUUAAAGAAAAAAUAUAUAAAUAAUUGUUAUGGGAUUAGAGCAUCCUCCAUAUAAUUAUGAUGGUGUGGUAGUCUUUGUGCUGCUUUCUUGCAUUCUUGAUACCACCACAAGAUGGAGCCAAAGUCAGAAAUGUUGCAAAGCUUACACACAGCAACUAUGACGGCAACAUUUCUAUAAAAAAAUUAAAAAAAUUAUAACUUGGAGUACUAUCACACAUAUGUCUUUGUGGCAGGCAUGUAGAGAGAUUAGAUGACAAAACCACCACAUUUUCACAAUGCUUUUAUAUUUUAUAAUUUGUAUAUAGAUAACAAAGUGCAAAAUGUGAAAGGUGAGAUGUCUACCGAUAAACAUCAUUUAAAGGGAUUUAAAAGAGUAUUUUGUCAAAAAACUGAAUAUAUGUAUUGCAUUUUAUUUAUACAUACAUACAUUAUACAGUAUGUUUGAUGUUUUGUGAAAAACUUCCAAAGGGGUCAGAGAAAUGUGUAACCCUAAGCAAAACUCUGUAAUCCUUACAAUGAAUUGAAAACAUAAACAUCACCAAAGCUGAAGUCAGAUGUUUUCCCAUGACAAGAGCAAUACGCUCCAUUUCGCACUGAUUAUAUUAUAUGAAUGCAUCUGUGUUUAAGCUCCCGUGAACAAACUACACUAAUUUAGGAUCAUAUUUGUAAUUCUCACUAUAAUUUUGCAUUAUCUGUAGAUUGUCUUCACUUUAUUCACCUAUAAAAAAUGUUUGAUUGUCAGUGUGCCAUAUAUGCCACAUUGUCUGAUUUCCUUUUUUCCAACCUGUUAAAAAGAAAGUGUAGCCUAAUGCUCUCUUUUACAAAUACAGAAUAUUUUGGCUGGUCUGAGUACAUAAAGAAAUAAAGAAUAAAAAGAUUCAGUCAGAUUAAUCUCUGAUACAGAGCAAACCAAAUCUUUUCUGCAUUUUAUUUGUCUGAAGUUGUUAGAAUAUUGGUUGACCUUUCAAUGCUCAUCACUGCAGCACUUUGCAAUGAUGAGCAAGUCCAAACUUUUAAGGUCUGCUUCAAUAUUCCUCAGGAUCAACAGCUAACAUGCACUCUAUUGAUUUGCUCCUGAUUGUUCAUGUUUUAUGUCCUGUUUUUUCACUCAUCUUUCUAAUUAGGGUUUCAUAAAGUGAUUUUUGCUGUAAAUAGUGAUGCAGAACUGACAUUAUUAAACAAUUCAAUGUUUGAA